Messenger RNA from Triticum dicoccoides, 2664 nucleotides. Its product is annotated as aminopeptidase P2-like. The record is from RefSeq and is a predicted model, not a curated record. Bases 97 to 2253 code for a protein of 718 amino acids. Gene Ontology annotation, molecular function: metalloaminopeptidase activity. The transcript is spliced from 13 exons. Lineage: Eukaryota; Viridiplantae; Streptophyta; Magnoliopsida; Poales; Poaceae.
AGAAAAAAAACACGCCGUUAGAGUAUCUCGUUCGUCGUUCUCUUCGCUCCCUUAUCUCCCUGCUCCCCUCACGCCGUCUCCACGCUGGCCGCGCCCAUGGCGAUCGAAGCCGCGCGCCUCUCCCCUUCCCUCGCCGCCGCCGCCGCCUUCCUCGGCCGCCGCUCUCCUCCCACAGCCCCUUUACUCCGCCGCCUAUGCCUCCUCCCCCCCCGCCGCUCCCUCCUCGCCAGCGCCAGCACCUCCUCCUCCCGCGCCUCCUCGGGCGGGAACGGCCGCGUCGUCGCCCUCUCCUCGUCGGAGCUCCGCAAGCGCCGUGGCUCGACAUCCUCCACACCCACGCCCGGAGAGGACGAUAAGCUGCGCUCGCUUCGUCGCCUCUUCGCGCGCCCGGACAUUGCAAUCGACGCCUACAUCGUUCCCUCCCAGGAUGCCCACCAGAGUGAGUUCAUUGCGGAAUGCUUCAUGAGACGUGCCUACCUGACUGGCUUUACUGGUAGUGCUGGUACAGCCGUGGUCACAAAAAAUAAUGCUGCUUUUUGGACCGAUGGCCGGUAUUUUCUUCAGGCUGAAAAGGAAUUGAGCCAUGACUGGACACUACUGCGGAGUGGAAAUCACGGUGUUCCAACCACUAUUGAGUGGUUGAAUGAUGUCUUACCAUCUGGUUCUCGAGUUGGUAUUGACCCGUUCCUUUUCUCAUCUGAUGCUGCUGAGGAAUUGAAGGCUGCUAUUUCUGACAAGAAUCAUGAGUUAAUUUUGAUUGGAGAUUUUAACCUGGUUGAUGAGAUAUGGGGCGGAUCAAGGCCAGCGCCCCCAAAAGAACCUACCAGGGUGCAUGCCAUCAAGUAUGCUGGUGUUGACGUUGCAUCGAAGUUAUCUUUUGUCAGAUCACAGCUUGAUGAAAAUGGGUGUGACACUGUGGUUAUUUCAAUGCUUGAUGAGGUUGCAUGGUUGUUAAACAUGAGAGGAAGUGAUGUUCCACAUUCACCUGUAUUCUAUAGCUACUUGACUGUGGAGAUGAGCACUGCUACAUUAUUUGUAGAUAGCAACAAAGUAUCUGAAGAGGUAUUGGAACACCUCAAGAAAGCUGGAGUAAAGUUAAAAUCAUAUGAAGCAAUUUUAUCUGAUGUAGAAAGGCUGGCAGAAAAGGGUGCAAAACUGUGGUUGGAUUCUUCAAGUGUGAAUGCUGCCAUAGUCAGUGUAUUUAGAUCUGGUUGUGACAGAUACAUGAGAAAAAGAGGAAAGACAGGGCGGCAAAUUGGCAAAGAGGCAUCUUCAGAUGAUCCGACCACCAAAAAGCGUGGUGUUCAGAAUAUGGAGUUAAACGGUCUGUAUAAAGCCUCACCAGUCACCCUUGCCAAAUCAGUUAAAAAUGAGGCAGAAAUUAGAGGAAUGAAGAACUCACAUCUAAGAGAUGCUGCUGCUUCAGCAGAAUUCUGGUGCUGGAUAGAGGAGGAAGUUCGUAACAAUGUGGCUCUUACAGAAGUGCAAGUUGCAGAAAAUCUUCUUGGAUUUCGCCGAAAGCAAGAUGGUUUUAUAGAGACAAGCUUCGACACUAUUAGUGGUUAUGGUGCAAAUGGUGCUAUAAUACACUACAACCCAACUCCGGAUAGCUGCAGUUCUGUUGGAAGUGACAAUCUCUUUUUGUUAGAUAGUGGUGCUCAAUAUGUUGAUGGAACGACUGACAUUACAAGGACAGUUCAUUUUGGUGAGCCUUCCCCGAGGCACAAGGAAUGCUUCACAAGGGUUUUGCAGGGCCAUAUAGCUCUAGAUCAGGCAGUAUUUCCAGAAAGAACUCCAGGUUUUGUGCUAGAUGUUCUGGCACGAUCAUCUCUCUGGAAGAUUGGGCUUGAUUACAGACAUGGCACAGGUCAUGGAGUUGGAGCUGCACUCAACGUCCAUGAGGGCCCACAGAGCAUAAGCUAUCGAUAUGGAAACUUGACAGCUUUACAGAAGGGCAUGAUUGUAAGCAAUGAACCUGGUUAUUAUGAAGACGACUCAUUUGGCAUUCGUAUCGAGAAUCUGCUUCUGGUGAAAGAGGUUAAUUUAACCAAUUCUUUUGGCGGCAUCUCAUACCUGGGCUUUGAGAAGCUAACUUUUGUUCCGAUUCAGAGAAAGCUUAUUGACUUACCCUUGCUAUCACCUUCGGAGAUAAAUUGGGUCAAUGAAUACCAUGAACAAGUUUGGGAAAAGGUUUCCCCAUUCUUGAGUGGCAAUCCUCUCAACUGGCUGUUGGUUAACACAAGGCCUCUCUAGACACCAAGCAUGUCGCAACAUGACAAAAAGCAACCAAAAAGAGCAAGUCACUAGGUAUUCAUUCACUUAUUGGCAGAAAGCAAGGGAAAACGAUGGCAAGGUCUAAGGAAUUGGUUCAAGCUGGUUUAUUUAUCGGUACCCGGUUAGCUUAGUGCAAUGUUCAAAGCGGUGAAGCGAUUUGCAUACAUCUUCAUUUGCCAUUGGUUAUAUGAUUAGUAACCAUGAUAGUUCAGUUGCUUUGUUUGGUCUUCCCCCUAUAAUCAAUGCUAGGAUUUUGGUAAUAUAUGACAAGUUACAUAUACUCAAAAGUACAUUUUUUACUCAAUAGUAUAUUCGUACUUGUGCGAUGUCAUUAUUUAGUAAAUACUUCUUCCGUUCACAAAUAUAAGAUAUUCUAACUUUUUCCCUGAA